Molecule: messenger RNA, 912 nt
Organism: Nematocida homosporus
Lineage: Eukaryota; Fungi; Microsporidia
Exons: 1
Coding region: 1-912 (303 amino acids)
Source: RefSeq, a predicted model, not a curated record
AUGCAAAGCCCUAUAAAAGAGAUAGACAUAAUAAACGCAAUCUUGGGAGACGAAGGCAUUCUUCGUUACAAUGCAACCAAGAACCGGUUCCAAACCGAAGCCCACCCGGGUUUGCCUCCCACCAACCUUCUUCGCAUAUACAAGUCAACACCUAGUUUGGUGGAGGAAAACACGAUAACUUCCUAUCGCACUAAUCUUCUGCGACUGCGCCGGAAGAUCGAAGAGCGCAAGAUAAAAACAGUUGAAAUUAUCCACGAAGACCCGCUCAGGCACACCAGCCAGGUCACCCUAACCCAAACAGUGCAAACCGAGGAGCAAAUUGUGCCUACUCCGAUUGGUACCGAUUUGCAGCCCCAGCCAACCCUCGCCAGUGUAAGCCUAAUUCCGCACGAAAUCACUGAAGUGGCGUCGCUUGAGCUGUUCAGAACAGCCACAGUCACUGGGAAUGCCAAAGCCUUCUACAACAAGAAAAUGCGACCGACCACCAUCACCAUCCAGGGCACAACUCUUGACACCCGUAUCUACAAUACAAAGGGAGAAGAACUAAUUUCAACGACCACCGAUCUGACCCUUUCUCGACUAUACGUAGUAGUAAACGGUCCCCGCCGAAUGCUGCCGUGUCUCGCUCCAACGAAGAAGAAAGUGCAGCUAGAAAAGGAGAUUGAGCUAGUUAAUGUCACUCGCGGAACGCACAGUUAUGAAAUUAUCAUGAAAAACACCAACACCGGCGAGUUUAUCAAAGAAAGCAUGCAGACCUUGGAAUUUUCCAUUCUGGACUCAUACAGCCAGCAUCUUCUCUAUCAGGUAGAGUGCACUAGCGAGUUCAUUAAGUGGCUCCUUAUUAUGAAGAUUCGAAUGCAUACCGUUGAUCUCUGGGAGAAGAAUGACUUACUUGAGAAUAUUCGCAAGUAA